Messenger RNA from Elgaria multicarinata webbii, 2796 nucleotides. RefSeq names its product adenylate kinase 2 (gene AK2). The coding region runs from base 38 to 769 and encodes 243 amino acids. NCBI's taxonomy places the organism in Eukaryota, Metazoa, Chordata, Lepidosauria, Squamata, Anguidae. The transcript has 6 exons. Gene Ontology annotation, cellular component: cytoplasm; mitochondrion. The record is from RefSeq and is a predicted model, not a curated record. Gene Ontology annotation, molecular function: ATP binding; AMP kinase activity. Gene Ontology annotation, biological process: ADP biosynthetic process.
CUCAGCGUGCCUCCUUCGCGUCGGGAAGGUCGCCGCGAUGGCUCCGAGCACGGAAAGCGGGGAAGGGAGCCCUGGCCGCGGGGUUCGGAAAGGCGUCCGGGCCGUGCUGCUGGGGCCGCCCGGGGCGGGGAAGGGGACCCAGGCUCCUCGCCUCGCCGAAGCCUAUUGCGUGUGCCACUUGGCCACGGGGGACAUGUUGAGGGCAAUGGUGGCUUCCGGCUCAGACCUGGGGAAAAGGUUGAAAGAAACCAUGGAUGCUGGGAAGCUGGUGAGUGACGAAAUGGUGGUAGAGCUGAUUGAGAAAAACCUGGAGACUCCCCCCUGCAGAAAUGGCUUCCUUUUGGAUGGGUUCCCUCGCACAGUGCGGCAAGCAGACAUGCUGGAGGAGCUCAUGGAGAAGAGAAAAGAGAAACUUGAUUCUGUCAUUGAAUUCAGAGUUGCUGACUCCUUACUCAUCCGGAGAAUCACUGGACGGCUGAUCCACCCAGGCAGCGGCCGCUCGUACCAUGAUGAAUUGAACCCUCCGAAGGUCCACAUGAAGGACGAUGUCACUGGGGAGCCAUUGAUACGCCGGUCGGAUGACAACGAAGUAGCAUUGAAAACUCGCCUGAAGGCUUACCACACCCAGACCGUGCCGCUGAUUGACUACUACUCCAGGCGUGGGAUCCAUAGGGCCAUCGACGCUUCCCAAUCCCCUGACGUGGUUUUUGCCAGCAUCCUGGCAGCUUUCUCAAAAGCAACAUGUAAAGACCUGGUUAUGUUUGUUUAGGGCUCUUCUCUUGCCUGGCACUUCCUUCUCCUCUCCUGUCUUCUGGGGUCAGCGAGCAAGAGUUGUAGCAGGGUUGUGAAGCAGCCAGGAGGCAGAAGGCAGUUCAAACUGCCCAUUAAACAAGAACGUGGCUCUCUCUAAGCGGUGUGUAUGCAGUUUUUAAUGUACAGAAACAUUCUUGGCCUGUGCGUGCAGAUGACCUGCAGGGGGCGCGGUGGACCAGUACUCCACUCUCUGGAGCCUAGAGGUAGGAUUACAUCUGCUCAGUCAAAAGUGGAAAUUUCUUUGGUACUUAUCUGGAAGAAGUGGUUAAAUUGGAAAGUUGCUGCAGUUUCUGCUUUUCCACUUGCAUGCCAAGUGGCUUGGCACAGAAGCCCUGAAGGUCAUGAAUGAGAGGCAGUGGGAAGGAAAGUGGCUGGCCGGCCAUUCUGGUCCUGAGUUCUUGGCUCUGUGACUGCAAGAAAUACCAUGCUGGGUCAGUUUAAGAGAGUGUGUCUGAAAAGACAGAUGUGUGCACUUUUGUGAAAAGCAGGCAUUCAAGGCUGUAUGUACAUCCUGUUUUUUUCUGUCUGGGCCAAGUGAAAGCGUAACCAGCACAGCACAUGAUGUCUCCAGCUCUGUGUUUAUUCCAUACUUGCACAAUAUUAUAGUGGAAAAAUGAGUAUUGGUUUCCUGUACAGAAUUCAGAACCUUCUCUUUUGCUUCCAUUUUUUUUAACCUUCUAGUCCUCAUGACUGUUAGAAGUUUUAAAAGUAGAACUGGUCACUGAUCAGGGAGUGGGCCUUUCGCAUGCUCUUCGUGGCUAAUAGAAGCCAAACAAAUUAAGUAAACUAUUGAAAUGGAUGUCAAACUGCCUACUCUGUGUAACUUAUUCAGCUAGGAAAGUUCAACUUUUCUUUGGGCGGAACUUCUGUUUGUUUGCUUGUUUCAUGUUAUGUGCCAUAACUUGGCCCAAAAUGGCAAAAUGAGGGCCAGUUUGGCAUGGUGAGAGUGCAGAUGGGGGUGUUCUAGGCUAUGUUGCCCUUGUGUGAUUGUGCCAUUGGAGGAAAAUCCACAAAUCCCACCACGUAGGUUCGAGCAGCUUUGUGAUGGAACCACAACGUGGGUUGGCUUGUAUUCAUGGUGGAGAAAUUGCAAAGCCAUUUUUUUGUGCAAGAGCAUGGCUGAGCCCAGAUGCUCGGUAUUUCUGGUGCACAAGUUUGCUCAGGAGAGUUGGCUUUGUAUCCCUCUUGGGUUGUAGGGACUGGCUCUGCUUUUGCCUUUAAAUUGGCCGUCUCUUUGUAACCUCAUUUUUCUGCCAGGAAUCCCUGUGAAAAGGAUCCAACUGGAACUGGAAAUAGCCUUGAGUUGUCUAAACCCCUGCAGGUCUGACCUGCCUUUGGGAUACCCUUGGGAUGCACUUGAUUUGCCACAAGCCAAGCAGGGCCCAGGGGAGCUUUAAUUUCAGAAUAGGGUUCUGUCUGUGUGGCACUUGUAAUGCUGGUGUGCAAAAGUUCCUCCCGUGAAUAUUAAAUCUGUGUUUCUUGCGCCUGUGGCUAUUCCAGCCUACCUUCAGGAUCACAUUCAUAAGUGCCAAUUGGUCCCACACAGCCUUCCAGUCCUCUUGCCUGUUCCGUAGGUUUUGCCAACUUGAUAGAUCGGGGCGAUAAAGACGAGAGUGCUGUUGGUGGGGGAGGGCCUUUUAUCUGCCCACUGUCCUGAUCUGUCUCUUCUCAUUUGUCUCUUCUUUUUUUCCCCUCUUCUGAUUUAUUCUUAUGCUUUUCUUAAAUUCUUCUUGAGAAUUCUCCUGAAAGAACCACACUCUGCUUUUGAAAAACUCUAAAGAGGCUGAAAGAGCCUCUUGCUUUGCCCAAGAAACACAGCAGAGCCAACGCUUCAUCUGUUGAGCCGGUGUAGUAUGUUAUGAAGAACUUUGACGUUUAAAAAUAUAUAUCAUGUUUUGUGGUUGAAAUUAUGUACAUUACUAGAAAAUGUUUGUUGCUUUAAUAGCUUGGUGACCGUCUCCAAAUUAAAGCUGCCUUUUCUCA